UCGCAUCUUGAAUUCCUUCAGCAAGCAACAGGAUCGCGUACGACAGGGCUCACUGUUGUAUGCGUCCUAUCACCGGCACUGAAAGCCCCAUUCCUGUUCCCCCACAUCCCGUCCUACCUGGGAAACAUUCCGCGAGGACAAGCAGAUAAACACCAUACCUGAACCCUUUCCUUUCGCCAACUUACCGCUCCGUCGCACAAGUUGCUCUUCACCGGAACGAUUGCUACCCGCCAGUCACACGCGCCGGUAUCUUGCCUGUUCGACCGCCCUCUUCGGCGCGGAUCCCUUCACAACAUGACUUCCACGGGUUCGAUAGAGGUGGACAAAAGCAGGGAUGAAGACCAUGAAAACAUACACGAUGAUCCACUCGAAGAAGAGGAGGAGGAGGAGGAGCACGCUGACAUGGACCCCUCACACCAGGAAUACCUAGAACGCCAGCGUAAAUUGGACGAGUUUCUGUCGCCGUUGGUUCUGGAUGAAGCGGUCCUCUAUCAGCUCGCGCGCCGCUUCUCCACAAUCUAUAAAGACCUAGCCCUGCAUUCCAAGGAACAAUUCCUACCGACACCGGUCACCCGUCUACCCACAGGUCUGGAAACGGGUCGAUACCUAGCUAUCGAUGUCGGUGGAACCAAUCUCCGGGUUGCCUUCAUCGAGUUGCUUGGAGAGGCAGCCGAGUCUGAUACACCGCCAGGCGAUGCUUCAGCGAGGUCAAGAGAUACCCUACGCAAGGCACAGAGACAGCGUGUGAAGCGGACAUUAGAAAGAGCAUGGCCCAUCCAGGAGCAUUUGAAGAUGGAUAAGGCGGAGGACCUGUUCUCCUGGAUUGGCGACUGCAUCGCGGAGGUCGUGGCGGAGAGCCUGACCUCGGAAAGCACUCGCGGCGAGAUUCCGGAGGAGUUGGAGAUGGGCAUCACAUUCAGUUUUCCCAUCAUGCAAGAAUCGCUCACUGAGGCGACGUUGAUGCCGAUGGGUAAAGGAUUUGCGAUUUCAUCCGACCUCGAUCUCCGCCAAAUCCUUCUAAAUGGCUACGAGAAGCACACCAGACGCCCGGACGACGAAUAUGAACCAUCCAGCAAACGGCGGAAGCUGUUUAAUCUUCCCAAAUUAAAGAUCGCGGCGAUCACCAAUGACACUGUGGCCACUAUUGCUUCGCUUGCCUACUCUGUGAAGUCAUUACCCAACAGCAGGGUUGCGAUGGGAAUCAUUGUGGGGACGGGUUGCAAUGCAACCAUUCCCAUGAAGCUUAGCUCGCUCCACAAUUCCAAAGCAAAACAGGUACAGCAGAGGAAUCCCGAGGCUGACGAGACUGUGGUCAACACCGAAUGGACGAUUUCUGGUGCCGCUCCGCCAUUGAAAGAGCUCAACAUAAUCACCCACUGGGACAUCGAGCUUGAUCAGGCAUGUGCACGACCGGGAUUCCAACCGUUUGAGUAUAUGACUGGCGGUCGUUACAUUGGCGAGCUCAUUCGGCUCAUUCUCUGUGACUAUCUCACAACUCAAGGUGGUUUAUCGAAGAAGGACCUAUCCGCAUCUCUUGUAAAAGAGUAUGCCUUGACGACCUCUUUCAUAUCUGACAAGGUUGCCCGCUCUCGGUCCGACCAUGAUCUCGCAAGUGGGCUGGCUCAGUCCCUGCCGCCUCCUGAAUCUAGCGAGUGGAAUUGGGAUGCGCCGUCGGCCAACGCUUUCCGCAAGAUUGCUAGGACUGUGCAACGGCGAUCUGCAGGUUUGAUCGCGGCAGCCGUUGUAGGACUCCUUGCUUGUGCGCAGGAGAUCGAACUGAAGGUGGACAGUCCCGGGGGUUCUCCCACCACUGAGAUCAGUGCCAAUCUGGACCUAUCCGCGGUCUCGCAGCAUCUUUCUCCCGCAUUAGAACCGGAAGCAGCGGGUACGAAUGGAUCGGGUAGCAUUAAUGGACCGAUUGUUCCGGUAUUGUCCCCCACGCCUGUCCCUGCAGACUGGCAGUCCGGUCCCGAGGAACUCGUGGUCGCAUACACAGGUGGGAUUAUUCAGCAUUACCCUAGCUUCAAGGAGAUGUGCCAACAGUACAUCGAUCGACUCAUCAUGAGAACGGGUCCGCAGAAGAGCGGCAAGUCGGUGUUCUUGCGCGAGGCGUCUGAUGGGGGUGUCAUUGGCGCGGGUGUUCUGGCAGGCAUGAUUGGCAACAUGUAAGGUGCUGGAAAGCAGUUUCGGUAAUGUGUAGACAGAUGGCUUGGCUUUUGCUUGGAUUUGGACCUGCACUUCGAGGCGUCAAGUAACCGGUAUUUCAGAGGGCAUACUUGCAGUAUAUGCGUAAGGCGUUUCUACGGCGGCCAUUGUACUCCUCUUCGAUGAUAUUAUAGCUACAAUUCGGACGGUUGAUACAUAUGAUUGACAGAAUGCGAUCUUGGUUUACAGGUA
This is a messenger RNA of Aspergillus uvarum CBS 121591, 2397 nucleotides long. Its product is annotated as hexokinase family protein. Gene Ontology annotation, biological process: glycolytic process; intracellular glucose homeostasis; glucose 6-phosphate metabolic process. The transcript is spliced from 2 exons. NCBI's taxonomy places the organism in Eukaryota, Fungi, Ascomycota, Eurotiomycetes, Eurotiales, Aspergillaceae. The record is from RefSeq and is a predicted model, not a curated record. Gene Ontology annotation, molecular function: glucokinase activity; D-glucose binding; ATP binding. Gene Ontology annotation, cellular component: cytosol; mitochondrion. Bases 295 to 2169 code for a protein of 624 amino acids.